Molecule: messenger RNA, 4536 nt
Organism: Exophiala dermatitidis NIH/UT8656
Lineage: Eukaryota; Fungi; Ascomycota; Eurotiomycetes; Chaetothyriales; Herpotrichiellaceae
Product: lysophospholipase nte1
Exons: 2
Coding region: 1-4536 (1511 amino acids)
Biological process (GO): phosphatidylcholine metabolic process
Cellular component (GO): endoplasmic reticulum
Molecular function (GO): phosphatidylcholine lysophospholipase A1 activity
Source: RefSeq, a predicted model, not a curated record
AUGGCUGCGAUGGCGUCCUCUUCAUCGACAUUGCCGGCAAGCCUUGGAUCGCCAUCGGCCACACUCUCUAGCAUCACCCCGCCCUCGAUGAACGCGACCGGCCAGUAUGGCCAUUCCGGUCACUCCUCUGGCUUCGGCCAUGCUCUCUUGUCGCUUGUGACCUUUAUUCCUGGCGGGUUGUUCUGGAUCGUUACAUUCACUACCAUCACCCUCCCAAGAUGGCUGUUCACUCUUUUCUCCAUGAGCCUGACUUUCACCAUGAACUUUACUACUUUGCUCCUUAUCUUCCUGGCGGUCGUCUCGACCAUCAGCUGGUUCAUCCGCUACCGCUACCUGAACGUCUAUGCCCGCCUACCUGAAGAACCCAAGAGAAAAGAACCACAGAUAGAUUUGUUUCCAGACACGCAAGAUGGAGAUUCAAAGCCCGGGCUGGCAAAUUACCUUGACGAGUUCCUCAGCGCCAUCAAAGUGUUUGGAUAUCUCGAGAGACCGGUAUUUCACGAGUUGACCAGGACAAUGCAGACUAGGAAACUCAUUGCUGGAGAAACGUUGCUUCUCGAGGAAGAGAAAGGCUUCUGUCUGGUUGUGGACGGUUUGGUGCAGAUCUUCGUCAAGUCCUUGAGGGAAGUGUCAGACGAUCCGGCGGCGGGCCAAGCAGGACUUUUUAACAAUGAUGAAGAAGGCUAUCAUGAAGGCAACCAGGGCUACCAGUUGCUGACCGAAGUCAAGAAUGGAGCGUCAAUGUCGUCGCUCUUCUCCAUCUUGUCGCUCUUUACAGAAGAUAUAAAGCUGCGCCAUGCCGACGGAGUCAACCCUCCCUCGGCCUUUUCCAAUCACAUGUCCAAUACUCCUGAUUCGGUAGUGACCAGCCCUACUACGCAGCCGUCGACACCAGCUAUGCCUGUCUCUGGUCAUCCUCGAGAAGGUCUCGCAAAAGCAAGGUUGCCGAGUGUCCCACCGCUCAGUCUUGGUGCUGCAUUUGACGAACGCCACUAUCAACAACAACAUCAACAGCCGCAACAAGACAAAGCUAAGACCGGCCCCUCGGCGCAUCCUGACAUUGUGGCCAGGGCGGUGGUGGAUACGACAAUUGCCAUCAUCCCCGCAAGUGCUUUUCGCCGGCUGACCAGGGUGUAUCCCAAAGCCACUGCUCAUAUAGUCCAGGUCAUAUUGACUCGAUUGCAUCGCGUAACCCUUUCUACGGCACAUCAAUAUCUGGGAUUGACCUCGGAAGUGCUGCAGAUCGAGAAGUUGAUGAACAAGUACACCAGCUAUGAUUUGCCAAAUCACCUACGUGGCGACGCGUUGGAUCGCCUGCGAGACAAAUUUGCAAAGGAGCGGGACAGGAUCGGACUGGAGGAAGGGACUAAAGGCAUUGCCUUGCACAACCCACGGGCUCAUCGGAGGAGAUCGUCAAGCGGUCUGCGGAGGGAAGCAGCGAUGGCAGCCCGGCUGUCGGCGACGAGGCGAACUCCGCCCCUGAACUCGAGGCCAAGUGGUCUUUCUCAGGCGUCUGGUACCUCAAACGGAAACGCGCCCGAACCUUCGGAAAGCUCCAGGCCCAACCAAAGGCCGACCAGUCUGCAUAUGCCGCCAAUAUCGAACACGCUCAGUAUGCCAAGUCCCGAGGCAGUGAAAGCCGAGGCGGGCAGUCCAUUGGGGAAUCGUGAGCAGCCGCUGUUUAGGCCGUUCGCGGAUGAUAUCCCGCAUCGGCCAGAGUCCAUCAAUGAGGACAGUCUUUUCCGGGAAUCAGUCUUGGAAUGUAUCGGCAAGGCCAUCGGUCUAGAUGAGGCGAUCAACCAGUCCAUGAAAAGAGGAUUGGCGUCGGUGGAACAAUCUCCACGGCUCGUCUCCUACGAUGCAAGGAGACAAACUGCCAUUUUCAACAACGCUUUCGGGUUCAUCGAUCCGUACGAGGAUUCUGCCGAUGGGGAGUCCGACUCAGCCUCGGCCUCCGCUGCCAGUGUCUCUGGUUCAUUUCACGCACAGUCGUUGAACGAAGAGCUGAUAGAUGACGUGGAGAUCGUUUACUUCCCAAAGGGCUCUGUUCUUGUGGAACAAGGUGAGCGAAAUCCCGGGCUUUAUUACGUUAUUGACGGGUUUCUCGAUGUGAGUAUCCCGGUGGAGGAAAAGGAAGAUAGAAAUCUUGCACGAGAAGCAAAUGACCGGAAAACACGAGACGAUGGCACCUUGCAACUUCGAAGGACAAAGACGGGCAAUUCGCGCGCGUCUUCCGUCGCCGCUAUUCCCGGACAGCCCAAGGAGGGCAGAAGAAUGGUGCAAAAAUCGCUGUUUCUGGUGAAGCCAGGAGGCGUUGCCGGUUACGUCGGCACAUUGUCCUCCUACCGAAGCUUUACAGAUGUCACAGCAAAGACGGACGUCUAUGUUGGCUUCCUUCCUCGGGCAUCUUUAGAACGCGUCGCCGAGAAGUAUCCGGCGGUGCUGCUUACCAUGGCGAAAAGGCUCACCAGUCUCCUCCCGCGCUUGAUCCUACAUAUCGACUUUGCGCUCGAGUGGGUUCAAGUCAACGCAGGGCAGGUCAUUCAUCAUCAAGGCGAUGAAAGUGAUGCCAUUUACAUCGUCCUCAACGGUCGGCUCCGAGCUGUUCGGGAGCUCGAAAAUGGAGAAAUGCGCGUGACCGGAGAAUAUGGCCAAGGGGAAAGCAUUGGGGAGCUUGAAGUCAUGACGGAUGCGAAUAGAUCGGCCACUCUCCAUGCCAUUCGAGAUACCGAACUUGCCAAAUUUCCCAGAAGCCUGUUCAACAGCUUGGCGCAAGAACAUCCCAACAUUACCAUUCAGAUCUCCAGGCUGAUAGCGCAGCGAAUGCGGGCACUCAUCGAAGCGCCGUUGUCGGAGAACGGGCAGGAAAGGGGAAAGGCCGCGCUGAGCGACUCGGGCACCUCGAAUCUGAAUCUGCGCACGAUAGCAGUCUUGCCGGUUACUGCGGGGGUUCCCGUGGUUGAGUUCGGUAACCGUCUCGUGGCGGCACUGAGUCAAGUUGGCGUGCCCAAUGGAGUUUCGCUGCUCAACAAUUCCAUCAUCUUGAGCCAUCUUGGCCGGCACGCUUUUACGCGAAUGGGCCGGUUGAAGUUGUCACAGUAUCUUGCGGAUCUGGAGGAAAAGUACGGAAUGCUCCUGUACAUUGCCGAUACCAAUGUCAACGCACCCUGGACGCAGACCUGUAUCUCACAGGCGGACUGUAUUCUGUUGGUUGGACUCGCCGACGGCUCUCCAAGCAUUGGCGAGUACGAACGAUUUUUGCUAGGCAUGAAAUCCACAGCGCGCAAAGAUCUGGUGCUCCUCCACUUGGAUCGGUUUACUCCGCCCGGCCUUACCAGCAGAUGGCUGCGGAACAGGAUGUGGAUCAAUGGAGGCCACCAUCACGUCCAAAUGGCAUUCCGUGUGAACCCGGAAGUGACGCCUCACGCGCAACCCAGACGACUGGGAUCGGCCAUCAAGCAAAGAGUACAAGUCAUCCAAGCCGAGAUUCAAAAGUACACGUCUCGAAGGAUCCGGCACGCACCUCUGUAUUCGGCGGAUCGGCCGUUCAAAGGGGAUCUGCACCGACUGGCGCGGCGGCUCUGCGGCAAAUCCGUCGGUUUGGUGCUCGGCGGAGGCGGCGCUCGGGGCAUUGCACAUGUGGGAGUGAUACAGGCGCUCGAAGAGGCAGGGAUUCCAAUCGACAUUGUCGGCGGGACGUCGAUCGGUGCAUUCAUGGGAGCAUUGUAUGCGCGUGACGCAGACACAGUUCCCAUGUACGGACGAGCGAAGAAAUUCUCUGGCCGCAUGGGCAGCAUGUGGCGGUUCGCUCUGGACCUGACAUACCCCUCAGCGGCGUACACGACAGGGCAUGAAUUCAACCGGGGAAUCUUCAAGGCGUUUGGCAAUUCGCAAAUUGAAGAUUUCUGGUUAUCCUUCUACUGCAACACGACCAACAUCAGCAAAUCGCGCGCCGAGAUCCACACUUCGGGAUACGCGUGGCGCUACGUCCGCGCCAGCAUGUCUCUUGCGGGCUUGUUGCCGCCCAUCUGCGACGAAGGCAGCAUGUUGUUGGAUGGAGGAUACAUGGACAACCUGACCGUGUCGCACAUGAAGAGUCUGGGCACAGACCUCGUUUUUGCAGUCGACGUCGGCAGUCUAGACGACGACACUCCGCAACAGUACGGAGAUACCUUGUCGGGUUUCUGGGCCCUGUUUAAUCGCUGGAAUCCGUUUUCUUCAACUCCGAACCCCCCGACGCUGAGUGAUAUUCAAGCGAGACUUGCUUACGUCAGUUCUGUCGAUGCCUUGGAAAGAGCAAAAGCUACGCCGGGGUGUUUGUAUAUGAGACCGCCUAUCGAUGCCUAUGCCACGCUGGACUUUGCCAAGUUUGAUGAGAUUUACGAAGUGGGGUACUCGUAUGCUAAGGAAUAUUUGGCCCGGCUGAAGAAUGAUGGUGAGUUGAAGAGUGUUAUUGAGAUGUGGUCGGGUAAGGGGGGCGAGGAAGGUGAUAAGGGACUGUUGAGAGCCAUGGCGCCUAGGAGAGCUAGUAUUUGA